This is a messenger RNA of Folsomia candida, 629 nucleotides long. RefSeq lists its product as uncharacterized. The transcript is spliced from 3 exons. The record is from RefSeq and is a predicted model, not a curated record. Lineage: Eukaryota; Metazoa; Arthropoda; Collembola; Entomobryomorpha; Isotomidae. The coding region runs from base 135 to 596 and encodes 153 amino acids.
AUUGUGUUUCAUUUCAAUUCAACUAAAUAUGUUUCAUCGAUAACCUUUUAUCCGGAUAAUUUGCACACUAAUGCCACCCGGAUUUUCAUCUACCACCCAAUAACAAUCAAGCUCUUCUUUCAGUCAUUUCACAAAUGCGACUUGCCAAAGUACAUACGUUUAAAAUGCAAUCCACUAUACUCAUCGGUCUCUGCUGCAUUGCUUUCGCCUCCGCCGGCGUGGUCAAUGUGACACGUUGUGAAGCAUUUGCCACCCCGGUCCAAACCAGGAUUUCUGAUUGUGACGGAUACUGCCGAUUCCAACCUGGCCUAACGUACCAUUGCGAGCAGGAUUUUUUGCCAAGUACCGUGAUUCUCGGACUCAGCUUGAAAGUCGAAUUCUGCCCUAAUGAAAGAUUCUGCAUGCAAAUUAUCAACACUGACCUUGUCCACACCCCUGUCAUGCCUGGGAUUAUUUACACUGCUAAAUUUACUUUCGUGCCAAGUGACGUCCUCGCUGGUCAAACGAUUGCGCUGAGAGUCUACAUUUCUCGAACGCCUGGAGAUCGGGUUGAUGUCUGCGUAUUCUUUAACGUUGAUAUCCUGUCAGUAGUGUAAAAUAUUUUUUUACAAAAUAAAUAGACAAAAUCU